CACCUGUUGAGGUAUACCUGCUGUCGCCGGCACCUGUACCUGUAGCCAAUCAGCACCAGCGCUGCCAGGAACCUACCUGUCAGCAAAAUCCCGACACUCAAACCUCAACAUAAAUCAAACACUUCCCCGGGCAGGGAAUGUCUGUGUCAGGCGAGAAAUAGAGACAGGAGCAGUCAGCCGAGUCUCGGGGCCGGUGCCUGUCGUCGGAGCCUGGGAGCAGGAAGAUGUCGAAUGAACUUGAUUUCAGGUCUGUGCGGCUGCUGAAGAACGACCCAGUCAACUUCCAGAAGUUCCCCUACACCAGCGAGGACGAGGCCUGGAAGACCUACCUGGAAAACCCCUUGACGGCUGCCACCAAGGCCAUGAUGAGAGUCAAUGGGGAUGACGACAGUGUGGCAGCCCUGAGCUUCCUCUAUGACUACUACAUGGGCCCCAAGGAGAAGCGGAUCCUGUCCUCCAGCACCGGGGGCCGGAACGACCAAGGAAAGAGGUUCUACCAUGGCAUGGAGUAUGAGAUGGACCUCGCUCCCCUGGAGAGCCCCACGCACCUCAUGAAGUUCCUGACAGAGAACGUGUCUGGAAGCCCAGAGUACCCAGACGUGCUCAAGAAGAAUAACCUGAUGAGCUUGGAGGGGGCCAUGCCCUCCCCGGGCAAGGCGGCCCCGCUCCCCGCAGGCCCCAGCAAGCUGGAAGCGGGCUCCGUGGACAGCUACCUGCUGCCCACGAGUGACGUGUAUGAUAACGGCUCCCUCAGCUCCCUGUUCGAGAGCAUUCACGGGGUGCCGCCCACACAGCGCUGGCAGCCGGACAGCACCUUCAAAGACGACCCGCAGGAGUCGCUGCUCUUCCCAGAUAUCCUGAAAACGUCCCCGGAACCCCUGUGUCCAGAGGACUAUCCCAGCCCCAAAAGUGACUUCGAGUACACCCUGGGCUCCCCCAAAGCCAUCCACAUCAAGGCAGGCGAGUCGCCCAUGGCCUACCUUAACAAGGGCCAGUUCUACCCCAUUACCCUGCGGACCCCAGGAGGCGGCAAAGGCCUGGCCUUGUCCUCCAACAAAGUCAAGAGCGUGGUGAUGGUGGUCUUCGACAACGAGAAGGUCCCGGUGGAGCAGCUGCGGUUCUGGAAACACUGGCAUUCGCGGCAACCCACCGCCAAGCAGCGGGUCAUCGACGUGGCUGACUGCAAAGAAAACUUCAACACCGUGCAGCACAUUGAGGAGGUGGCCUAUAAUGCACUGUCCUUCGUGUGGAAUGUCAGCGAGGAGGCCAAGGUGUUCAUCGGCGUCAACUGCCUCAGCACAGACUUCUCCUCGCAGAAGGGGGUGAAGGGUGUCCCCCUGAACCUGCAGAUUGACACCUACGACUGUGGCUCGGGCACCGAGCGCCUGGUACACCGUGCUGUCUGCCAGAUCAAGAUCUUCUGUGACAAGGGAGCCGAGAGAAAGAUGCGGGAUGACGAGCGGAAGCAGUUCCGGAGGAAAGUCAAGUGCCCCGAGUCUGGCAACAACGGCAUCAAGGGCUGCCUGCUGUCCGGCUUCAGGGGCAAUGAGACCACCUACCUGCGGCCUGAGGCUGACCUGGAGACCCCGCCGGUGCUGUUCAUUCCCAACGUGCACUUCUCCGGCCUGCAGCGUCCUGGAGGGGCGGUGCCCUCGGCAGGACAGGGCAGCUCCGGCAGGCUGCCUCUGAAGCGUGCCUGCUUGCCCUUUGCUGAGGAGUUCGAGCCUCUGCCCUCCAAACAGGCCAAGGAAGACGAUCUGCAGAGAGUCCUGCUGUACGUGCGGAGGGAGACCGAGGAGGUGUUCGACGCGCUCAUGCUGAAGACCCCGGACCUGAAGGGGCUGAGGAACGCGAUCUCCGAGAAGUACGGGCUCCCCGAAGAGAACAUCUACAAGGUCUACAAGAAGUGCAAGCGGGGAAUCUUGGUCAACAUGGACAACAACAUCAUUCAGCACUACAGCAACCACGUCGCCUUCCUGCUGGACAUGGGGGAGCUCGACGGCAAGAUCCAGAUCACCCUCAAGGAGCUGUGAGGACCCGGGGUCGGCUCCGGGCACCCACAGCCUCUCCCCACGCCUCAGCGCUGCUACUUGAACGCCCUCCCCGAGGGAAGAGGCCCUGGGGUCACAGAGGUCAGGGCCAGGAAGGGGCCCGGAGGGGUCCUGAUAGGACCCCCGUCUCGUGCCUGGAUCUGCUCUCGGAACUCCCGCCAGGGACUUCUCGGCCAGAGACGGCGUCACCUUGGUUCACGCACCCAACGGACCUUCCUCCUCGGCAGC
Phyllostomus discolor (pale spear-nosed bat) is the source of this 2279-nucleotide messenger RNA. RefSeq names its product grainyhead like transcription factor 3 (gene GRHL3). The record is from RefSeq and is a predicted model, not a curated record. Gene Ontology annotation, cellular component: nucleus. Lineage: Eukaryota; Metazoa; Chordata; Mammalia; Chiroptera; Phyllostomidae. The transcript has 16 exons. The coding region runs from base 225 to 2033 and encodes 602 amino acids. Gene Ontology annotation, molecular function: DNA-binding transcription activator activity, RNA polymerase II-specific; RNA polymerase II cis-regulatory region sequence-specific DNA binding. Gene Ontology annotation, biological process: regulation of transcription by RNA polymerase II.